Anarrhichthys ocellatus (wolf-eel) is the source of this 1843-nucleotide messenger RNA. RefSeq names its product protocadherin alpha-3-like. Gene Ontology annotation, cellular component: plasma membrane. Gene Ontology annotation, molecular function: calcium ion binding. The transcript has a single exon. NCBI's taxonomy places the organism in Eukaryota, Metazoa, Chordata, Actinopteri, Perciformes, Anarhichadidae. Gene Ontology annotation, biological process: homophilic cell-cell adhesion. The record is from RefSeq and is a predicted model, not a curated record. The annotation marks the transcript as partial.
UAACGGAGGAGACACUUUUAACAGAACUCAGACUUUACCCACCAAAGACAAGGUAAGAUAAUUAUGAAAAAGCAACAUGUUUCAUUGGAUGUGCUGCUUUAUUCUUCAGGGCUUCAGCUGAGAACAUGUCUCCCCGUGUUCAAUUUGUUUGUGAAUGAAAUUACCACUCUGUAUUUGAAAACCUGUUUUAUUAUAAGUAUACCUACAUGGGCUCACGUAAUGGCAAUUUUGAAGUUAACAUAUUAAGACUCUCAUUCAUUUUCGUUGUCCAUGGUGCUGAAAUAAGCAACAUAGUUUGUUACUUGGGCGCAACAAAGUGUGGUGUGUGCUGUCAGGAGGGUAUGUUCAGUGCUGUCUGAAAACGAUCUAUAUGUAAUAAUACGUGGAGAUUUCACCACAUGUAGUCGCUCUGAAGAACUUGCGCUUUUGUACUAAUAGAAAUCUGUAAAUGAGUAAAGAAGGAAAUCUGACAGUUUUUUUCUUAUUUCUGUGUCGUUUAAUUUGUGAAACAUUGUUAGCUGUGCAUUGAAUUGAGAGUUCAGAAGUAUGAUGUGAUUUAGCAGUGAAUGUAGUUAAUUUAAACGACCACAUGGUGACAUUGUAGACCGUCAGAUUUAGAUGUUCAUCUAUGUAGCGUCAGGCUCCUCCCAGAUUCAGAAGACUAUUAUGGUUCCCGGCCUUUGUUACAAAGAGAUGCAGUGCAAGAAUGGACUGUGUGGCCAUCAUUUUGUCGGUUGCACCUCAAACAGCAAGGAAACUGGAUUGUGGAUAGCUUGCAUCCUCAUUUAUUAGACGGGAUUUUGGACAUUAGAAUACAUAUGUUCUGUUCACGUUGGAUCAAAAUAUGUCGACGCGGAUGAUACGGAGCCCUUUUGGGAUAUAUAUACUCGUUGUUCUUUUGGAUUCUUGCUGUGAAGCGGUGUCUUUACAGCUCUCUUACUCUGUAUCAGAAGAGGUAAACCAGGGGACUUCUGUGGGAAAUCUCGCUAAGGAUCUAAACCUUAAUGUCCACGACUUGGAAGCACGUAUGUUUCAGAUCGUUAGCGGAUCAAAGAGAAAAUAUUUCGAGAUAAAUCUGAAAACUGGUGUUCUUUAUGUCAAUGAAAAAAUCGACCGUGAGGAGCUUUGUGUGAAAGCUACAAAAUGUUCUGUGAAUGUAGAGGCAGUGAUUAACAAUCCACUGAAGCUUUACCGUUUAGAGGUAAAUAUAAUCGACAUAAAUGAUAACGCGCCAUAUUUCGCUGAGACAUUGCAGUCUCUUAACAUUGCUGAAAGUACCGUGCCAGGAGGAACAUUUGGUUUCAUAGGGGCAUCGGAUGUCGAUGUUGGUAAGAAUAGCGUUAGUACAUACAAACUAAGUCCAAAUGAUUAUUUUACUUUAGAGGUUCACAAAGGGGGAGAGAGUGUGUCUGCCGAGCUUGUGCUCCAGAAAGCUUUAGACCGAGAAAAACAACAUACUGUAAGACUAACAGUGACUGCUGUGGACGGUGGAAAUCCACCCAAAUCAGCAACCUCUCUAAUCGUUAUAAACGUUUUAGACAAUAAUGACAACGCCCCUGUUUUCAGCAGUUCGUUGUACAAGGUACGUAUUUCUGAGAACUUAGCAGUCGGAAAAACUGUGAUAGUUUUGAAUGCAACAGACGCAGACGAGGGUGUAAAUGCUGAAAUAGAAUAUUCAUUAAGAAGUAAAGGACAGGAUCAGAUUUUACAUUUAUUUAAAAUAGACGCUAAAACGGGUGCAAUUUUAGUCGGAGGUAAGAUCGACUAUGAGGAACACCCCGCGUUUGAGAUUCAUGCACAUGCCAGUGACAAAGGUCAACCUCCGAUGUCUGCUCAUUGUAAG